AGUUUCGUGUGUCGACGCGCAGCGCGACCAUCCUCCGUGCAAACACGCGUCGCAGUCUCACGCCUUGCGCGCUAUUCCGACCGGAACGACGAUCGCUUUGUUCAGUAAGCGUAAAGGCGCAGAGCAUCGGGCACGCGCACGCUAACGCUAACAAACUCCGCUGUGGCGUGUCGGCGGGAAGCAAACGCGAACGAACCCCGCCUACGCAGAAUUGGCGGGACUUGAUCGGAUCGGAGCUUGGAUCGUGAACUUGCGGAGCUGUGAGAAUCGGAGUCCAAAAAAAAGGCGGGAAAGAUAUGGCGACUCUCGGGACCAGCCACAUGCAGGCGAAACUGGUCCUGCUGGGUGAUAUGGGUGCAGGGAAGUCCAGCUUGGUGUUGCGCUUUGUUAAAGGACAAUUCUUUGACUACCAGGAGUCUACGAUUGGCGCAGCCUUCUUGACGCAGACAGUGGCCGUGAAUGAUGCAACCAUAAAAUUUGAAAUUUGGGAUACUGCUGGUCAGGAGAGGUAUCAUAGCCUUGCUCCUAUGUAUUACCGAGGCGCUGCAGCUGCGAUCGUUGUGUACGAUGUCACAAAUGUGGACUCUUUCACACGAGCAAAGAACUGGGUGCGUGAGCUGCAAAGACAAGGCAAUCCCAGCCUUAUCAUCGCAUUGGCGGGGAACAAAGUCGACUUGGUUGCGAAGAGAAAAAUCCAAAUAGAGGAAGGACAGGCGUACGCUGAAGAGAACGGCCUAUUCUUUAUGGAGACAUCAGCAAAGACUGCGCACAAUGUCAAUGAACUGUUUUAUGAGAUAGCUCGGAAGUUGCCUAGGGCGAACCCUGCUGCACAGCCAACUGGGAUUGUACUCAAUCAAGGAGCCAAUGACAGAUACCAACGAAGAGGAAGUGCUUGUUGUGCUUGAGAGAACAUGGAGCUUUCUAGGGAGGAAAUGGUGGUUUGCCAUUAUUGAAAUGGAGAGGGGCCUUGGUACGGUGGGUCACGUAGAGGAGAAAUCGUCCUAGUGAACAAUCAUCACCAAAUCUUAUUUCACGAAGGCCACGUCGUUGAUAUAUCUUAGUGGAAGAGGCUGGAGCGCCCACUCUACGAGCGUAUAUGGCCAUGUGAUCAUGCCAUGUUGUGCCUGGCCAGAGUUGAGAUGACAGUACAGCGCAGUUUAGAAAGUGCUACAGCACAAUCAGGACAAUUCUGAAGCGCAGUGGAAUUCACGCUACAGCAUGGUCUUGACGGCGGUGUCGCAACAGGGUUCGGAUUGUGGUAUAGCUCUGCUGUCACUGGUAUAGCGUCGUAAAGAGAGCUCUGUAGUACAGUAGCAGGGCAGUUGAGUCAACCGUAUGCCAUCACAGUCAGGACAAUGGUGAUGUGGCACGGUUGCGACAAUGCUGUAGAAUAGCCGAGACGAUGCGACAGCCUAUAGCGAAGUCUAGACAAGGUUGUUACACAGCGACUCAAGUGCCAUAGCUCAAUGGAAACAGUGCGGUGGAUGAUCAAGAUGUAUAGCACAGUUGCGAUGAAUGCUAUGGCAUCACAGUCAAGAUGUUGUAUAGCACACUUGAUACAAGGCUAUAAUGCCAACCAAAAUGGCACGGUAUGAGCAGUUCUGAAGUGGAUCUCGCCAAAAUUCUGGAGAGUUCUAUUGAAGGCACGCAAAGAGCAACAUGGUCUGCAAGCAGCACACAUGUGGCCUUUUUCACUCUGAAACUGCUCCACCGGGCUCCACUGCGGCCAAGGUAAGAAGAGUGUAAAAGGUGUGAGGCAAGAGGGUCCCAAGUCCUCUUUUCAGAGGUCUUUGGUCUGAAAUCAGCACACAAGUGGUCUUUUUCACUUUGAAACUGCUCCACCGGGCUCCACUGCGGCUAAGGUAAGAAGAGUGUAAAAGGCGCGAGGCAAAAGGGUCCCAAGUCCUCCUUUCAAAGGUCUAUCUUCUGGGAAGUUAGUGAGAGAGCCGUGUGAUUGGCUACCAUCUUGCACGGUUCGGUCAGUUGAAGAAUUGGUUGAUGGAGGCCAGAUGGAUGUUUGCUAAAAUGCCUGACGGCUCAGUUCAAAUGGAUGUUUGCUAUAACACCUGAUGACUGUGGGCGGAAAGAUGGCUGCCAUCUAGAUGGAUGGUUAAAUCACUGGACAAUGUCGCCAGUGCCAGGGAGGAGGGGCUGUUGGAUGGCUGUCGCGGAGCAUCAUGGAGAGAGGGGCACACGAGUUGGGCAGACGUGAUAGUGAUUGAGAAUUUAGGGAUUUAUUGGUGUAUUCAUGUAGGGUUCAUAUAUCCAAUUGUUGCUUGAGUUGGUAGGAUAUAGGAUCUUCUCACAGUCAGUGUGGGUAUGUGUUAGGAAACGAGCGUUUUUUGUUGUGCGCGGCAGGGUGGCGAGGUGCAGUUGAAUCGUGUAAAGUGUGAGUGAGCUUCGCAAUUAUGUGCGAGGCACGGUCAAGUUGCUGCUAGAUUGCAGUGCACUGCUCACUUUUCCUGGGCGUUGCGCAGCUGGGGAAAGGACAUGUUUCUUCGUAGGCAUUUUCGGAUGCCACUUGUUGAGUGCGAGAUGCCCGAACUUGCUGAAGCAGGAGAACGAGUACGCGCUCCCUGCUCCUCUGCAAUGAGGAGUAAAGCCUAAGCCAAAGA
Messenger RNA from Chara braunii, 2615 nucleotides. Lineage: Eukaryota; Viridiplantae; Streptophyta; Charophyceae; Charales; Characeae. The record is from the annotation of a GenBank genome assembly.